Messenger RNA from Onychomys torridus (southern grasshopper mouse), 684 nucleotides. Its product is annotated as interleukin-36 gamma-like. The coding region runs from base 1 to 684 and encodes 227 amino acids. Gene Ontology annotation, molecular function: cytokine activity. The transcript has 5 exons. NCBI's taxonomy places the organism in Eukaryota, Metazoa, Chordata, Mammalia, Rodentia, Cricetidae. The record is from RefSeq and is a predicted model, not a curated record. Gene Ontology annotation, biological process: inflammatory response to antigenic stimulus; cellular response to lipopolysaccharide; cytokine-mediated signaling pathway.
AUGGCCCACAGUCUUGUGACAGCCUGGCCCAUGGAUAUCAACAUGGCCUCAGGUGGCAGCAUAGACCACAGACAGGACAAAGACACCAACAUGGCCCCAGUUGCUGCACAGAUCACCCACAUCAACAUGGCCCCAUGUGGCAGCACAGUCCAUGGUCUUUGGCAUGGCUUCAGGUCCCAGGACAAACCCACCAUGGAAAACUAUCCAAAAGACACCAGAUUUGGAGUAAGAAGCAGUGCUCAGACCGGGAAGGUUUCUGACUUGAAUCAGCAGGUGUGGAUCCUUCGUGGUCAGAGCCUUGUGGCAGUUCCACAGAACAACAGCGUAGUCCCAGCCACCAUCACUGUCCUCCCAUGCAAGUAUCCAGAGUCUCUUGAGCAGGGCAAAGGGAUUCCCAUUUACCUAGGAAUCCAGAAUCCUGAUAAAUGCCUGUUUUGUGAGGAAGUUGAUGGACAGCCCACUUUGCAGCUCAAGGAGGAGAACAUUUUGGAUUUGUACAAUAAUCCUGAGCCCGUGAAAGCUUUCCUGUUUUACCAUACCCAGACCGGAACAACGUCCACCUUUGAGUCAGUGGCUUUCCCUGGCAGUUUCAUCGCCUCCUCCAAGAACGGCCAGCCCAUCUUCCUCACGUCAGAACAGGGGAAAUACCACAACAUUAACUUCAAUUUAGCGUUAGGGCCUUAA